Messenger RNA from Symbiodinium natans, 1740 nucleotides. Lineage: Eukaryota; Dinophyceae; Suessiales; Symbiodiniaceae. The record is from the annotation of a GenBank genome assembly.
AUGUUCCAGGUCCACGCGGCCAAAGGACCGGAGGUGCCACUGCAGCCAUGGGAACCCGGCGACGUCCUGGGCCUGGCGUUGGAUUUUUCUUCCGGCAAAAUGCAGCUUUCGCACCAGGGCACCUGGCACACAGAGGCUGGCUAUUCCAUGGACUUCCAGUCGAACGGCCGGGAUCUGUACCCUGCCGUCACCAUGAAGUGGGGCAUGUUCCGACUACGCCUGGGCCGCGAGGCUUGGAUCUACCAGCCGCCAUCCGCGAAACACAGGCCCUGGGCUGCUGGAGUUGGGGAGUGGGCCAGCGAGGCCUUGCUGGGAGACCGAUCCUGGGGCUUCGAUGCCCAGCUCCUGGCGCGGAAGCCCCGGAUGAUUGGGCUGGGCGCCCUGGGAGACUGCGAGGCGCCGAGAUCUGCCAGCAGCUGGUUUGUGGCAGGUCUUCCGGAACUCUCCCGGAGUUCAGGAAAGUUCUACUACGAGCUGCGCCUGCUCAGCCGCCCCGAGAGCCCCCGUGUGGGCUGGGCCACCGCCGACUUUUCUGGCGGGGCCAUCGGGGGCGACCCAGAGAGCUUUGCUUUCGAGGGCUGGCGGAUGAUGAAGUGGAAUGCUGGCCUGAGCUCACAGGCCGCGUUGAAACCAUGGCGUCCAGGAGACGUGCUGGGUCUUGCCGUGGACUUGGACGCAGGCAAGAUGUCCUUACGCUGUCACCGAGACGACGGCUGGUUGCGGAUCAAGAGUGUCAGCCUUGAGGAGGCGAGGCGCAUGCUGCAAGCCUCCAUCGAUGAUGGUGACAUCAGCGACAGCGAGCUGUCCGAGGUGGUUACAUUCUUGGGCCAAGAAGGAAGAAUUUUGGAGGAGGACCGCUCGGACGACACUGUGUAUAUUGAAAUGUCGGACGGCAACGCCACAUGGGUUCCAGCUACGAUGCUGAAAGCACUUCUUGAGGACGAGGAGCCCGAGGAUGUGCGAGAGAUGCACUUCGACCCCAAGGGCCGGAAGCUGCAUCCUGCAGCUUCCAUGCUCGGAGGCUUCCGUUGCUACCUGGGCCGCGAUGCCUGGCUGUACGAGCCCCCAGGAGCCGAGUACGAAGCCUGGGGCUCCGGGGUCUUCGAGUGGGCUCCGGAGGACUGGCGAGCUGGCAGCACCUGCGCUGGGAAGCCUUGCCUCGUGGGCCUGCGAUGCCUCCGGCCCACGGAGCUGCCAAUGGAGGAGGGAUGGCGUGAUGGAUUUCAGGAGCUGCGGAGUUUGUGGCUGACCGCCGGGGCCAAAGAAGCCGCCCGCGGCAGCGGGAAGCUCUACCACGAGAUCCAGCUGAUCAGCGACCUUAGCAACCCUCAAGUGGGAUGGAUGUCCACCAAGUUCAAGGAGGGAGAGCAAGAUGGGAACGGCCUCGGGGACGACGAGGAGGGCUACGGUUUCGACGGCGACCGCCACCUGCAGUGGAAGGCUGGCAAGUCAAUGAAGGUGAAGAUACAGCCGUGGAAGCAAGGGACUGUCCUCGGCCUCGCCAUCGACCUGGACGCAGGUGUCAUGCGCCUCUCGCACCAAGGCAAAUGGCACAACGAGAACGAGGAGGGCUACAUCAUCAAGGCCGAGCUGACAGGCCGCGACUGGUAUCCGGCCAUUUCCAUGCGCGGCUUCUACCAGAUGCAUUUAGACCGGAGAACCUGGCGCUUCACACCACCUUCUCCAGACUACGAGGCCUGGGCGAGUGGCAUCUUCGAGUGGGCGCCGCAACAUUUCUGA